CUGUCUGCCUUGGCCAAGACCCUCACCGACAAGUACAAUUCGAUCAAGGUUAUCGUCAAAGCUGCAGACAUUGCCGACUAUAACGCCGUCGACAAGGCCGUGGACUCUGCCAUCGCCGAACUUGGCCAGAUUGAUAUCCUCAUCAACAAUGCUGGACUUGCUCUUGGAGCCCCGGCGGCCUUCCAAGACCUCAAGAUCAACGACAUCGUCACUAUGAACAACACCAACAUCAACGGCCUCAUGUGGGUCACCCACGUUGUGCUCAACCGAUCCUUCAUGCCCCGAAAGGCCGGCACCAUCCUAAACAUCACCUCUAUCACCGGUCUAGAGGUGCCUCCGUUCCCCGGAGAGUCCGUGUACCACGCCAACAAAGCCUGCCAGGAGGGCUUCACCAAUGCCCUGCGUAACGAGCUCAGCCAGACUAACAUCAAGGUCCUGGCCCUACGCCCCGGAUGCGUCGCAACCAACUUCCACUCAUUACGCGUAGGCCACGACAAGGAGAUGUACGAUUCGUUUUUCGAGGGUUUUGAGUAA
Molecule: messenger RNA, 534 nt
Organism: Clonostachys byssicola
Lineage: Eukaryota; Fungi; Ascomycota; Sordariomycetes; Hypocreales; Bionectriaceae
Source: the annotation of a GenBank genome assembly